UUCAGUUCUUCGCGAAUUCUUGAACUCUCAACAACUAUACCACGGGAUUUAAAGAAAAUGGAUAGUGGCGAAACUGGGAAACAAUAAAGGUGUUGAAGAGGAUAUUUCAUCAAGGAUAAAAAGGGCUUAUAUAAAUUUCCAAGUAACUAAAAAUUACGGUACUUUUAAGACAAGAAGACUUUACUGCUCGCUGAUUAUAUGAGUACAUCAAAAUGUCACAAAAAAAGAGCGGCGAUGAUGACCCCGAAAAGGGUGAACCUAACUACAACAUCUCUAUGGGAGAGGAGUAUAUGCUAAAUGAGAUUGAAAAGAAUUUCAUAUUAGCGGCCGAACGUGGUGACAUACAGGGUGUUAAGAAAAUAAUUGAAGAUAAUAAGGGUCAACCGGAUAAGUUCAAUAUAAACUGCGUGGAUCCGCUCAAUCGCUCAGCGCUCAUUUCUGCCAUUGAGAAUGAGAAUUUCGACUUGAUCAUUGUGCUGCUGGAAUGUGGCAUCGAAGUGGGCGACGCGCUCUUGCAUGCCAUAUCGGAAGAGUACGUCGAAGCCGUGGAGGAAUUACUGCAGUGGGAGGAAACGCAUCACAAAGAGGGCCAACCCUAUAGCUGGGAAUCUGUUGACCGUAAUAAGUCGACAUUCACGCCGGACAUCACGCCAUUAAUAUUGGCAGCGCAUCGCAACAAUUACGAGAUACUGAAAAUUCUAUUGGAUCGUGGUGCAACACUACCGAUGCCGCAUGACGUGAAGUAA
Molecule: messenger RNA, 746 nt
Organism: Bactrocera tryoni
Lineage: Eukaryota; Metazoa; Arthropoda; Insecta; Diptera; Tephritidae
Product: transient receptor potential protein-like
Exons: 4
Coding region: 213-746 (177 amino acids)
Biological process (GO): manganese ion transport; calcium ion transmembrane transport; regulation of cytosolic calcium ion concentration
Cellular component (GO): cation channel complex; membrane
Molecular function (GO): inositol 1,4,5 trisphosphate binding; store-operated calcium channel activity; protein binding
Source: RefSeq, a predicted model, not a curated record